Messenger RNA from Dictyostelium purpureum, 1614 nucleotides. RefSeq lists its product as uncharacterized. The transcript has 2 exons. Gene Ontology annotation, molecular function: metal ion binding. Lineage: Eukaryota; Evosea; Eumycetozoa; Dictyosteliales; Dictyosteliaceae. The record is from RefSeq and is a predicted model, not a curated record. Bases 1 to 1614 code for a protein of 537 amino acids. Gene Ontology annotation, cellular component: mitochondrion.
AUGAAUAAUUUAAUUAAAGUUUUUUCCUCAUUUAAAAAAACAAAUAACUUUUCAAAUAAUUUAAUUAAAAAUUCAACUUUAUUUAAUAAUAAUAAUAAUAAUAAUAUUAAUAAAUUAAUUUUAAAACAAAAUAAUUUUUUAAUAAAUAAUAAAAGAAAUUUUUCAACAUCAAAUGAAAAAGAUUUAACAUCACCAUUCACAUCAUUAAGUGAAAUUCAUCCAAAAUUAGUUGGUGAAAAACUUUAUGAUACAACCAAUUAUGAUGAUAAAAAUAACGAAAAAUCAAAAAAUUUUAAAGCUCAAAUUACAACAUUACCAAAUGGAAUUAGAGUGGUAUCAAAACAAACUCAUGAAGGUGUUUGUGCAAUUGGUUUAUAUGUUAAUGCUGGUACAAAAUAUGAAUCACCACAAGAUAGGGGUGUAUUUAACCUUUUAGAGAAAAUGACCUUCAAAAAGACUAAAAAUCAUACAACUUCAGAUAUCAUAAGAGAAUUAGAAGAAAUAUCAUUAAAUGCAAUGGCCUCAUCAAGUAAAGAAAUGAUUAAUGUUUCUAUCGAAGUAUUAAGAAAAGAUUUAGAAUUUGUACUUAGUAUAUUUUCUGAUCAAAUAAAGUGUCCAGAAUUUGAAGAAGAGGAAAUUAAAGAACAAAUUGAAGUUUGUAUUAGAAACUGGGAGAUGAUGACACAAUCUGCUUCGGAUCAAUUAUUAUCAGAAAUUUUAACAAAUGUUGCCUAUGGUGAUGGUGGACUUGGUAAUUUAGUUUUAGCAAAUCCAGAAGAGUAUAUGAGAAUUAAUAAAGAGAAAUUAAAAGAAACUUUAAAGAAAUAUUAUGUUGGUAAAAAUAUUGUUAUUAGUGUAACUGGUGCAGAACAUUCUGAUGUAACUCAACUAGUAGAUAAAUAUUUUGGUGAUAUACCAUAUACUCAACCAAAUACUCCUAGCUCUGAUGCAAUUGAUAAUCAAACAUUUUAUAGAGGCGAAAACGAAGAAUCAUCAUGGUUAAUUGCUUUUCCAUAUUCUGGAUUAUCAACUGUUGCAGAUUCUAAAGAAAUUAUAACUGGUUUAGUUUUACAAUCAUUAUUAGGUGGUGGUUCAUCUUAUUCAACUGGUGGUCCAGGUAAAGGUAUGCAAAGUCGUUUAAAUUUAAAUGUGGUCUAUAAAAGUCAUGCUGUAAAGAACUGUCAUGGAUUUUUCUUUAUUUUCAAUAAAUUUAGCUUAUUUGGUAUUAGUUUAACAACCAAUGCUGGUUAUCUUUCAAAUGGAAUUAGUUUAGUUUUAAAUGAAUUUUUAAUGUUAAAUAAAACCAUCACUCAAACAGAUUUAGAUCGUGCCAAACGUACUCAAAAGUCUCAAAUCCUUCAAAAUUUAGAACUUAGAAGUAUUCAGUGUGAUGAUAUGGCUCGUCAUGUUUUAGCUCUCAACACUUAUAAAUCACCUGAAGAAAUAUGUGCUCUUAUCGAUUCAGUUACAAUUAAUGAUGUUAAAGAAUUAACCUCAAAACUAAUUCAAUCUAAUCCUUCUGUAGUUUCAUUAGUAGCUAAUGAAAAUGAAGAAAUUUUAACAGCAGAACAAUUUUCAAUUAUUGUUAAAAAUAAUUUAAAUUUAUUUCAAUAA